This is a messenger RNA of Auanema sp. JU1783, 5754 nucleotides long. NCBI's taxonomy places the organism in Eukaryota, Metazoa, Nematoda, Chromadorea, Rhabditida, Rhabditidae. The record is from the annotation of a GenBank genome assembly.
AUGGUUGGAACUAAUAGAACUAAUUCCAAAGCCUCUUCAGAUGAAACUUCCAUUAUGAAAGGCAAAAGAAAAAGUUCUGAAGCUUCGACAACAGACUCUGAGACCAAGAAGCCUAGGGAUUCUGAUAGCGAAGUAGAUAGGGAAUUUCUUAUGAAUAAUCUAGAAUGUGUGGAUGACACAAUGAAUAAUACAAGUAGUAUAGCGGAAGAUCUAAACAACGGACAUUUAGAUGAUCAGAAUAAAUCCGAGGAUCAAUCAGCUUUGGAUUCAAGUCAAGAUGAUAUUAGCGAAAAAGGUUCUCAAAGUGAUCUCAAAGAUGACAGUGAUGCCAAAGCAGACUUGCCUUCUGGUUCAGAAGAAAAAGAGUUACCAAUAAAUGACGAAGGCUCUGGAUCUCAACACCAAACGAAUGAUGAAUCGAGUUCAGACCUUGUUCUGGGUGAUUCUUGUUCUAAACAAACUGCUAACAAUACUCCGGCAUGUACGAAAGAUAAUCAGAAAGUUCCGGCUAAGGAAGUCGAAAGCGUACGACUAAGUGUACGGAAAGCUAUGGCUGAGGCCUUAUCUACAAGAGUGAAAUGUGAAGUUGGAAGCACUUUCCGUGUAAAGGAUUGUAAAGAGACGGCUGAGGUUUUGGAAAAAUCAUUAUACGAGAAGUCAAAUGCUGUUUACGUCCCGCAGUAUAAACAAUGGUUCAAGCAGUUCAUUCUUCUGGUCAAAGAUAUAAAAAAUAAGGUGUUCUUUCGAGAUCUGAUGCUGAGGCAUCUUGACUUCGACAAACUUGUUCGAAUUGCUCCGACCUCACUAAGCAAGCAGUUUAUGACCGCGGCGAUCGAAGCUAAAGAUCCUCCAGAAGUCAUUGAUGUCUCCAAAGAAGUAAAGGCAACUCCUGAAAAAGAGAAAACUGCAGAGAAACCGCAAGAUGAGAUUGUGAAGGUAAAUUCGACGUUGGAUGCUUUGCUUGGAGAUUCCACCGUGGACACAACGUCUCAACAUCUUUCACACUUCUUUGACAAGAACUGUAAAGUUUGUCUGGCCGAACAGAAAAAAGCAGGAGCAAAACGAAGGAGAGAAGAGAAGGAGAUGGUCCGAUUGCAGAAGGAAAAGGAAAGGAAACGAAAACAGAAAGAGGCAAACGCAUCGGCUUCUUCUUCCUCCGCUCCUAUAUCAUCGAAAAAAGAGAGGAAGUCGUCGACAAAAGAAGUUACUGAAAAGCUCAACGGGCAUUCUGAAAAGCCGUUCUCGUCUCCGCCUCAUUCUGUUCAAAACUCCGAUGAUAUUGAGUAUGCAGCUAACGAUUCUCCAUCCGUAUAUGAUAGGUGUGAGCCUAGCACUUCUACUACUACUGAAGAACGUGGAAAUAAGAAGUCUGAAAAAGCCCCAAACUCGAAGCUUGAUAGUGUCGAUGACUCCACACCCUGGGAUGGAUCACAGAUUGUUUGGAGAGGAAACAUAGUUUUAGAUAAGUUCUGUUUGACAACAUCGUUCAUGGGUGAUUCCGAAUCUGCAAUAGAUGUGAGCCGAUCCUAUGAGCUACCGUCAAACUUGAAAAUCAAAGGCUGUGUUACACCCUAUCUAGUUAUGGAGUACCUAGGUCUACUGAAGGACAAUAAGGAUAUGAAAGUUGUUGUUAUGAGCUUGAAGAAGCCAGGGGAUUACAACGGAUUGUGCAAGUACAAGUAUUUAUUCAAUUACAUGUUGGAGAGUAACCGAUUUCUAUUACUCGACUUUUCUUUGCUUAACUCUAAAAAUCUGAAGAAUGGUUAUUUCAUGCCAAUGAGACCCACGAACGACGGUUCAGAUAUUGACUUCCCUCCCGGUUUUUUGGGAAAUGAGAAUGACAAUGACUCAAUUAUUGUUAUCCUAGUAAGGAAAGCUAUCAAUAGAAUCUCUGAAGAAGUGAUCAAAGAUAGUUUCCGAUCCGAUAGUUUCGAAACUUUGAACGACGUUCUGAACUUCAUAGAGAUAAAUGAUGAUCCCAGUGUUGUGAAGAACGCUGUUGCUGUAUUUAUGGAUAAGAACAAUCUGAAUGAUAGAGAUCGAAGAAGCCUGAAGAACAAAGUAUACGAAAGAGUAAUAGCCAUCAAGAAAAGCAUGGGCGAUAGAAACCACAAUAUUUUGAAUAAGAAAAGCUUCGAGAUUGAACGUAUAUGUGAACCUAUUCUGAACUUCGGUGAUGGAGAGCCGGGUGUAGAUCGGCCUUUCUCUCCUUCAGACUUUGAUUCUUCUGCUCCAGACAAUGACCUCUUCGAAGCCCCUAUGAAUAUGAGUAUCAUGGAAAACGGAGAUUUGAAACAACAUGAUGUGUUUGAGGAAACCGCGAGUGAUGUAACUCAUCCACCUCCUCCCGAAUCACCACCUCCUCCUCCUCCACCUCCUCCACCACCACCUCCAAUUUUGGAUGACAUUCCCUGCCCUUCGCCUACAAUGGUUUCAAACACAGUACCACCUGGUAUUAUCCCUUUGCCACCAGAAGCGAACGCAAACGACUCUCUGUCCAAAGUGGAGGAGAAUCGUUGCUUGGAAUCUACAGACUCUUCAACCCCUUUGUCAAACAAGACAGCUAACUCCAAUAGUCUCUCAGCUGAUUCAUCUUCAAAAAGUAGUCCGGAUUUGAAUAACUCUGCUAACUUGUUCGAAGAUAGAGCAGAGGUUCCAAUGAACAUUGAAAGUCAGAGUGAUGAACCAGCUGUGUUGUUCCCCAAUUAUGCAACACUUCCACCACCAUUGAACGUUUUAUUAGGCCGAUCGACUGUUAAUAGAGGACAAUUCUUCAAUCAGGGAAUAGACUCACGUGGCCCAUCUGUUAAUAUGGCACCCAAUCGAAUAGGAUCAGGAUAUACUGGACCAUCAACAGGUUACACACAGUUCGGUCCCGGUGGAAGCUCUGGAUAUUUCCCGAACAAUUCCUUGGCUCCUUCGUCACUACUUCCCAACUUAGCUCCGAAUAUGGCUCAUACCAAUUCCUCGCAGUGCUCUCGAAAUAGAAGCUCAUUGAGCAAUCGUCCAUUAUUGGGCUUGUAUGGCCCUCCAACAGGCAGCGCCGUUGCGACAAUGAAGUUGCUGUUGUUAACUUCUCUAAUUUACUGUUAUGCCAAUGCUAGGAUAUUUGGGCCAUCAGCAUCAACAGAUGAACCUUUUGAAGCACAUAAUGGAUUGUUCUAUGAGAAUGCCGCUGUUGAGAGCGGAGAAACUUUCACCGAGGAACGACUCGAACAAGAACUGCUUAACUCCAUCGCUCCUACUAAGACGUUCAAAGGUACCAUUGUUGCUAGACAACGAACUCUACCACCAGCGUCUCGACCUAUUGAGAAAGAAGACAUAGCUUUCAAUGAAGACGCUUCUACUACUGUUGCACAACAAGAAAUGGAAGGAUCUGCAGACCCGCUCUUAGAGGAAAACUCGGAUAAUCAUUCAAUCAUAGAAACAAAAACAAAAAAAUCUUUAUCGAACGUUGAGCUACCUGUCUUACUUGGUUUAUCUAGCCCUGUUUUUACCCAUACAAGCACGGAGACUGAAGGAGAGAAGGCUACAACUAUCAUGAUCGACAUCACUGCCGAUCCUUUGGAGAAUACUGGGGAUGAUGAGGAAGGAUCUGGAAAGAGUUCCCAAGAACCAUCGUUUCCGCUAGACCUGGAUGGUUUUGGCGAAGUACCAAUCAAUCAUAAGUCUAUUCUUAUCGGAGAGAAGGACAGUGAAGAGUCUAGUGAAAACCUGAAAGUUGUUAAAGUUUCUGGAGAGAUCGGAGAGGAUCCGGCUGAGGGUUCGGAAAAAGAAGAAACAGAGGCUACAACGGAAGGAGAAAACACUUUUUCUAGAAAAGAAGAUGAACAACAAGAAAACCGAAAACGUUUUGAGAAGAAGCCCACGUCCUCAGGAACAUUUUUGGAAGACAACUUGCUUCCCGUCUUCUUGAGAAAGAAAACAUCGAACUCGUCGAGCCAUGUUGUUGCACACCGGGGAGCUGUAGAAGGUUGUCCCACUCCCGAACUUUGUGCGAAAAACUGUUUUGUAUCUCUGGAUUCAAACGGUUGUCAAACGUGUGAAUGCCUAUGGCAAGCUCUCACUUGUGAAACGAAUGAUGAUUGCCCUGAAGCUAUUCAAGUUUGUGACCUUGGUAAAUGCGAGUGUAGUCAAGGAUAUGAACAGGAUAUGAGUCGCUCUGGUAUGUGUAAAACUAGUGAUGAGGAUGUUAUUGUGAAUGAUGAAGCUGCAGUAAUACAAGCGGAGAAGCUCUUCGAGGAAGCUGCUAAGAGCUUACCUGAGGCGGCCGAUAAAAAAAGAUCAGAGCAGCAGACGACCUCUGUUCCUCUCAGUCUUUAUUACGGAAAGAAGCACGUUAGAGUUAUCCGAGCGACUGAUAAACUUCGUCGACCUGAGCGUCUGCAAUGGCCAGGUCCAUGUGAUACUCGUGAACAUUGUCCUCCACCACUUCACUGUCUGCAAGGCGACUGUUGGUAUCUUCCAGACAAACCAAUACGAAGAAGAUCCAGAAGCCGACAAAGAGAUUCUAUACCUGAUUCUUUCAUUAUAUCCAACGACGACGAAGAGGAAGAAUAUGAUGAUGUAAACAUGCACGAUGGACACCUUGCCACUCCAACAAUAACAAGCAAACCAAGAGGCCUUUUACGUUUCGUUAGUGAAGAUACAGCCAGCCCUCUGAAAUUGCGUACUGAACGAACGACAAUAAUCCCACCUACAACAGAUGUUUUUGAAAUUUCCAGCCAAAACUUAUCUCCAAAUGCAACUGCUUUCACACCUUUCCAUCCAGACACUGUCAAAGUAUUAGGAGAAACAACCAAGACUGAGCUGGUGCCAUCAAGCGUUUUCGAUGGAGAUUUGGAGAGUUUUGGCUCACCACCCGCUCCUCCUCCGAUGGAUAUUGUAACCAGUACAUCGCCUCCAAUAAGUGUGACAAAUCCCACAAUCGGAUCAGUGUCACGCGAUAAGAUAACGAGAACUUUCAAACUCAGUGAAGAACAGAUAGCCGAUAUGACAAAAGCUUUCACGAAAAGCAUUGAGCUUCCUAAAACAGAGAUUCUCAAGCCCAUACUGAAAAAGAAAAGAAAGCAAACAGUAGAGGAACGUCCCAAAGCCCAUGGUGUUGAAACUGCAACAGAGCUGAAUGAACUCGAGUUCCCUAUAUCGUCACAGUUGAAAAAAUUGAAGGGCGCUGGUAUUGAGGUUACUCCGCCACCAGCUUUGAGUGCAAAGCCAACUUCCGAGGAAUUGGAAGGUCAUGUACAGUUUAUGAAAGCAAUGAAUGCACAAAGGAAGCGUAUUCAACACCAAUUUGAAAAAAAAGGAGAUGGUAUUCCCCGAUCAGAAGAUCUUUUCGAUUAUGACGAGCCUACCACAACGGAAGCAUUAGUAACGACUCCUGCCGCUUCGAAUGAAGUUCAAAAAGCUGGUGUUUGGUAUGAUAUGGAAGACCCUGUAGUACAGAGAGGCCGUUUAAAUGAAAGAAGACGUGCUCCAAUCUCAACAACGCCACAACGUCUUUAUAUGGAGUACACUGAAAAGAAUGUUCGAGGAAGACCUAUCCGCGUGGAGGGACGUGUCAUUGGGAAAUUCGAUGACGAAUGUGGCAUAGAUAAGGAAUGCGGGUCAAGAUUCAAAUGUUGUCCGAAGCAAUGGUGCGACGAAAGAGCAGUGUGUGGAAAAGCCAAAUUCUGUCUUCCCGAUUGUUCCCGAACUAAGCUAGUCAACGCUAACAGCUUAGAUAAGUCCUUACUUGAUAUCGUAUAUGAUUAG